Oncorhynchus mykiss (rainbow trout) is the source of this 3342-nucleotide messenger RNA. RefSeq names its product transcription factor JunD. The record is from RefSeq and is a predicted model, not a curated record. Gene Ontology annotation, biological process: regulation of transcription by RNA polymerase II; regulation of cell cycle; regulation of cell population proliferation. Gene Ontology annotation, cellular component: transcription regulator complex. Lineage: Eukaryota; Metazoa; Chordata; Actinopteri; Salmoniformes; Salmonidae. Gene Ontology annotation, molecular function: transcription factor binding; DNA-binding transcription factor activity, RNA polymerase II-specific; RNA polymerase II cis-regulatory region sequence-specific DNA binding.
UUAGCGCGCUGAAGUGACAUAAUGGAAUUUUUAGGGUUAGGAAGCAAGCAAGCAGAGGGUUGGGUGUGUGCAUAGCAGUCGUUCCAUUGGGAAAAAGCGCUGGACGCGGGCGAGAAGAGCAGGAAAAGCUAAGCCACUACUAUUGUUUUAGCCUCAGGCAUAAAAGGUAGGCUAAAGGGGGACAGUCGAUUAACUCGAUCAGAGUUUGAAGAGAGGAAAAAAUACAGGAAAUUAACCUGAACUGUGUUUUAUUGCCAGAGUUUAACUGUUGAAUCGUCUUAGUUUAUGCGUGAAGCUCAACAGACCCUCAUGUGAAGGGUUAUAAUGGAAAUAACCCUCUACCCUGGUAGUGUGCUGAAUACUCGAGGGAUCGCAAGCCUCUAUUCCUACAACAGCAUGAUGAAAAAAGACAUGAGUCUAAACCUGGACGACCAAAGCUCCAAUCUGAAACAGAAUCUCCGGGACGCAGACGGAAUUCUGAACUCUUCGGACUUGGGACUCUUGAAAUUGGCCACCCCGGACCUAGAACGGUUGAUUAUCCAAUCGAAUGGAAUGGUUACGACGACCCCAACCUCUCAGUUCCUCUACCCGAAGUCAGCCAGCGACGAACAAGAAUUCGCGGAAGGCUUCGUGAAGGCGCUGGAGGAUCUUCACAAGCAGAACCAACUGAGCGAGGGGACGUGCGCACCUCCGGAGAGACUGGACCUAAUCGGCUCCAACGCAGCCCCGGUCGGCUUGCCGUCAGAUCUGCCAGUGUACACGACUUUGAACGACUAUGGAAAUAGCCCACUGGGCACCACAGUGAAUUAUUCCACGGAUACCAUUCCAUUCCCACCGCCACCUUCUAAUCUGAUGAGCGCCCAUCAACAGGCGGCUGCGGCAGCGCUGUCACGACUACAGAUGUUCAAGGACGAGCCGCAGACGGUCCCCGACAUGCAGUGCUUUGUAGACAGCCCGCCGUUGUCUCCCAUUGACAUGGACAACCAGGAGCGCAUCAAAGCAGAGAGGAAAAAGCUGCGCAACAGAAUAGCGGCGUCCAAGUGCCGCAAAAGAAAGCUGGAGAGAAUAUCGCGUCUUGAAGACAAGGUCAAAAACUUGAAGACUCAGAACACUGAACUGGCCUCCACAGCCAGUGUGCUCAGAGAGCAGGUGGCCCAGUUGAAACAAAAGGUUAUGAACCAUGUCAGUAAUGGAUGUCAGCUUAUGCCAAAGCAAGUACAAGUUUACUAGAGGAUUGUUUAGGCCUUUUGAGGCAACCAACAUUAUGGGGUUAGUUAUCCUCUGAGGAUAUUGACUAACUGAAACACAGUAGGCUAUUUGCCUUUUCUCAUAUAAUAGAAUACACAUUCAUACCUGAAAAUCCAUUAGAACUGGAACACUAUGGUUAUCUUAAAAAUGUUGGCUAUAAGCCCGUUUUGUAGCAAACAGACCAUUUUUGCUGCCCUCUGUCGGGCAACAUGCAUAUCAGCUCUCCAAUGGACAAAUUCAAUACAUAGCCUACCUACAAGGAUAGCAUUAUCUGCAUGUAAACUGGACAAUCUCAAUGAGUGUAACUAAACACCAGGAUGUCAUUGAGUGCCUGUCAUCCACUGUGUAAUAUAUGCCUUACUUGUUUACAAGCACUUACCAAUGACAAAUUUAUAUUUUAUUUACCAAAACGUCUUAUUUUGCAAAUAUGAAUUGUGCAUGUCUUGUAAGCUCGUGUACAGUAAUUCUGUUGAUUCUGUUGUGCAGUUCUGUGUUGUCACCAUGAAUGUAGCCUUCAUUGUUGUUGGCCCCAUGUAGCCAUUUUUAAUGGGAUUUUAUCUCUCAAAGAUGUUUAUUAAAUUCACUGAAUUAUUUAAUCUGUCAAGUCUUAUUGUGGGCUGACUGCCCUAUCACACACUGUGCCAACUAUUAUUAGGGCCUCUCCCAGAGACAUUAGUAUAGGUGCAUAUGUCCACCCCCUCUAUUAUCCUGUUGUAUUACAUUAGUACAAUACAGGUCACCAGAAUGAAAAGGGGAAAAAAAUAAUGCUUGAACUGAACUUCAUCCCUAAAUGCAUUUGAUGUACUGGGAGCUCUACACUUAUGCCACCUAGUGGCUCGAUGAGGGUGAUAAUUCUAUCAUUUUGGACUAAGGGACAUCGAAAGCUAAAAUGUGGAGUUGCCUCAGAUUCAAAUAAAUGUUAACUAAGUUUAUACAAAUACUGCUUUUAUAUUUUGUUUAUUAAUUCCUUGGUUUUAGCAAACCUGGAGUUACAGUAUUACAGCACAAUUCAAGACUAAAACCCAACAAAAAAAUGCUUAUUUACAAGAUGAAGGAAGGGAGGAGAGCUAAGAAAGCUGAAUUGGACACAUACCUAAGUCAGAGGCAAGUUUACAGCAAAACACAAAAUCAACAAAGAAAACUAAAGUUGUUUAAUAGGAAGUGAUUAGGGGCGCAGGUUGCCGAGUGGCUAGAGCGUUGGGCGUGUAACCAAAUCCCGAGCUGGGCUAGUAAUCAAAUCCCCGAGCUGACAAGGUAAAAAUCUGUCGUUCUGCCCCUGAAAAAGGCAGUUAACCCACUUUUCCCCAGUAGGCCAUCGUUGUAAAUAAUAUUUUUUCUUAACUGACUUGCUAAGUUAAAUAAAAAAGUACCGAUUAUACUUCUCCCUUAUUGGAAACUGCCACAGGGAGUAGGCAUACAUACCAAAUGCUUCUCUUGUACUACAGGCCUUUUACUCAGUGCAGCUCCAAAAACAUGUCAAACAAGUCUUGUCCUAGUGGGUGUCAUUUUUGGCUUGGUAGUCUAAUUGGGACGUCUUUGGAAAAAACAUGAAAGCAAAGCUGCCUUAAGACUAAACACAAACAGUAUUUGUAACAGACAUGACCUUUAGCAGGUUUGUUGGCAGUUAAUAUUGGAGAACCAGGCUGGCCAAUGACACAGUAUUUCUCUGAGAGUAAUACAGUAUUCACACUGGUACUACACCCACCCUAAAAGGUUCAGUUGGCUUAGAAACAUGGAAAAUGGAAGUAAAAGCAGUUCCUUGAAACAGCUUGUACAUAAUCAGGAGAACAUACAGUGGAAUGUAAGUGUUUUCGGGCAGGAGUAUGUCAACCCAAUUCAACCCCCCCCCCCCCACACAAUACUGAUAAGUAUUUUUUCCAACCGUGAUAGAGCGCAUCUAAAAAAAUAAGACAUAAUACUGUGUGUAAAUAUAGAUGGUCGUGACAUAACUGACCAAAUACCUUAAUGUGCCUGAGUGCAUUUCAUUGACUACGUUAUCCUCAUGUAUAUACCAACAAGCAAUUAUCUCUACACUGAAACAGACCAAAAUCACACAAACAUGACAUUGAACAUGCAAAAAAAAAAAAAAAAAAA